CGAGGUUCCAUGGCACAGAAUAUAUGCGAUGGUUGAUGAAUGGCAACUUUUACUCAAACUCAUACUCUUCACUAACUGCAAUAAUUCUACCUUCUUACAAACUCUCACUCAACUGAUUUUCAAAUUUCACAUAAUUCCUCACCAACUGAGAAUCCCAAUCUCAUAAAUUAUGUCCUCUACUGUUAACUCUUCAAACGAUCAUGACGAUAACCAUGUUCAAGAUCAAGAAUCUAUCACCUUCCCUUUACUUCGCCGCGAAAGAUCUCCCAUUAAUUCUAGCUCUCAAGUCGCCAUCGUCGGCUCUUAUGUCUGCCCCAUUGAAAGUCUUGAUUAUGAGAUAGCUGAGAAUGAUUUUUUCAAGCAGGACUGGAGAACUCGUGGGAAAGCUUAUAUUUUUCAGUAUAUAUUUAUGAAGUGGUCUCUGUGUUUUUUGAUUGGGUUGAUUGUUGGGCUUAUUGGGUUCUUCAAUAAUCUUGCUGUUGAGAAUAUUGCAGGGAUCAAGUUUGUGGUUACUUCUAAUAUGAUGUUAGCCUCCAAGUAA
Pistacia vera is the source of this 541-nucleotide messenger RNA. Its product is annotated as putative chloride channel-like protein CLC-g. Gene Ontology annotation, molecular function: chloride transmembrane transporter activity. The coding region runs from base 170 to 541 and encodes 123 amino acids. The transcript has 2 exons. Gene Ontology annotation, cellular component: plant-type vacuole membrane; intracellular membrane-bounded organelle. The record is from RefSeq and is a predicted model, not a curated record. NCBI's taxonomy places the organism in Eukaryota, Viridiplantae, Streptophyta, Magnoliopsida, Sapindales, Anacardiaceae.